CGUGUCUCUUGAUUUUCUUUGAUAACCAUACUUCGAAUACAUUUCAAAUUGAACUCAAUAGAAAUUAACAUAAUAUUCUAAAAUUUUUCUGUCUAGGGUUCGACCGCUAGAGGUGUUUCGUCCGCUAUCGAUCUCGGUCGGGGAGCAGUGUUCUUUUCUUCCCCGACAAUUCGGUUGGGUUAUUGAGAGGGUUUCGAAGGAAGGAUUAGGUACGGAGUUGGGUGAGAUUUAGCAGCCCUUUUUCGAUUGUUAGUGUUUUGAAGGACAAAGGUUUUGAUUUGCGGAGGUGGUGAUUGAAUAGUAGCCGACCGAUUGUGGCUCGUGCAAGUUGGACUGCUACGGGCCAGAGGAAAUCGAAGGCGGACUCAAAUCGAGGGAGGAGUGUGAUUGCAUUGAACAAGUCGUGAACCAAUAUAAGAAGAUGUAGAUCGGCGAGGAUGUGGAAGAACUGGAUCUGGAUGAUGGAGAACUGGAUGAUACCCCAACAGAGGAGGUGUGGCCGACCUACCCGGUAGUCGGAUUUUUCCUAACAGGCAGAAAAUCAAAUUUCCAGUGUUCAAAGAGCUUAUGGCAUCGUUGUGGAGGCCGGGAAAGGGUGUAAUAAUCAAAGAAGUCAGUGACAAGAGGUAUCUCUUUACGUUUUAUGAUCCUGUUGAUAUGAAACGUGGGCUUGAUGGCGGACCAUGGCAGUUUGAGAGAAAUUUGUUGAUCUUGAAAGAAAUUAAACCUAAUGAUAUUCCGCAUAAGAUCUGUUUGAAUGAGGCUGAGUAUUGGGUGCAAGUGCAUAAUGUCCCGUACAGCUUAAUGAAUUUAGGUACAACAAGAUGGGUGGGUAAUUUUAUCGGAAAAUUUAUUAAUUAUGACGAUAAACAAUUUGGAGAAAAAUGGGAAUCAUAUAUGCAUAUUAGAGUAUGUAUGAAUGUGAAGCCCCUGAAAAGGGGCACUACCCUAAAGAAAGAAGGCAUCGGGUAUUGGGUGGACUUUAAGUAUGAGAGGCUGCAAAAUUUUUGCUUUGUAUGCGGCAUCAUAGGUCACUCUGAAAAUUUUUGUCUGUUGGCGUAUGAAGAAGAUUUAGUGUUGGAUAAAAGAUUUGGAGUACAACUCAGAGCAGGUAGCAGAGUGAAGACAAGUCCUACAUGUGGGAGUAAAUGGCUAGUGGACGGGUCCUCAAGCUCGAGCCGAGGUCCUCAUAUUAAGGAGGACAACAAGUCAGAUGGAAGGAGGGAAGGAAUAAACGGUGGGUUUAAUCAGAAGCUCAACCAAAGAUGUGUUUGUGGGAGUUAACGAGGAGAUAACGGGGGAACAAAAAUGCAGACGCAUCCGGGAGGCGGUGGAAAAAGAGAACCAGGUGGGAGAUAGUAUGGUACUGGAUGGGAUAAAAAAUGGUGAGGAGGCAGGCUUAGAUGGGCUAAGCCCGCCAUCGUCAAUGAUGCAGAGGUCUACACCAGGGAGUUGGAAUUUAGUGGUUUUUGGAAGACUGAAUGAAGUCUUUUACUUUUUUGCUUUUGUUUAUUUUAAUGGUCUGUUUUUGUUAGUUUAUAUUUGCUUCUUUUAUUUCGGUUGUAAGACUGUGGAUUUGAUUUUGGAUGUGGGUGAUGAUUUGACUGUGAUGACCAUCUUUGGCUCAUUUGUGCCCGUAAAUGGAUCAACGAGUUAUAUUGCUGCAACGAUUAAUCUGAGUCUGGUUUGAGGGACGACGGUUUUCAUGAGUCUUUUUGUCGGAUUACCUACUAUCUAAAUGGUGUGUUAUCAAUAAAAAGUAGAUUAUUGGAAAAAAAGCGGGUUCCUGAGGAAAGGCUCUCAGAACUCUCAGAUUAGGUAAUUUGCCGCACAUCUCAAAUCGGAGGCUACGACAAGUGAAUUACGGCAAUCAGUGAUCUUCAAUCAAGAGAUUUCAAAUUGAUUCCAGAGUUGUUGUAAAGUUUCGAGAAAAAGCGGUCAUCUCCCUACGAUAGUUAGGGUUUCGUUUUUCC
Messenger RNA from Cuscuta epithymum, 1973 nucleotides. The record is from the annotation of a GenBank genome assembly. NCBI's taxonomy places the organism in Eukaryota, Viridiplantae, Streptophyta, Magnoliopsida, Solanales, Convolvulaceae.